GCAUCCCGCCUGUGGACUUCCGGGCCGUUCAACGCACAUUUUUCCUUCCGCGGGUUUGUGAAACGAAAAUCACACGAACCUUUCUGUCGAUUUGUAUUCAGCAGGAACAAAAUGAGUAAAGCACAUCCACCCGAGCUUAAAAAGUUUAUGGACAAGAAGCUUUCUUUGAAGCUGAAUGGUGGCAGACAUGUCCAAGGUAUCCUCCGAGGGUUUGACCCAUUUAUGAACCUGGUGGUGGACGACUGCCUGGAGAUGGGCCCAGGAGGUCAACAGAAUACCAUUGGCAUGGUGGUAAUCAGGGGGAACAGCAUCAUCAUGUUGGAGGCUUUGGAGAGAGUAUGAGAGAAGUCAUCAUGGUUGAAGAGAAUCAUCUAUAUUCUGUUUUCACUUUUAGUUCUUUGUGAAGGAGGUGAAGCAGUGGUUCGUUGGUGUAGCACUGCUUCACCUCUUUAAGACGUGAGUUACAUGAGCAGAUCUGUUUGGAACCGCUUUGACUUGUGUAAUGUGAAUAAAUGUUUUUCUUUGUA
This is a messenger RNA of Thalassophryne amazonica, 527 nucleotides long. It is a transcript of the gene snrpg, whose product is annotated as small nuclear ribonucleoprotein polypeptide G. The record is from RefSeq and is a predicted model, not a curated record. Gene Ontology annotation, biological process: mRNA splicing, via spliceosome; spliceosomal snRNP assembly. Gene Ontology annotation, cellular component: U5 snRNP; SMN-Sm protein complex; precatalytic spliceosome. Gene Ontology annotation, molecular function: RNA binding. The coding region runs from base 112 to 342 and encodes 76 amino acids. NCBI's taxonomy places the organism in Eukaryota, Metazoa, Chordata, Actinopteri, Batrachoidiformes, Batrachoididae. The transcript has 4 exons.